UUAGCAACGCCGCCGCACUUCCGGGGCGACGGCGAAAGCAUGGCGGCGGCCGAGGUGGCGCAGGCCCUGAGCCGGCCCCUGAGCUGUCUGCAGGAGCCCGGCUGCGGCCGGGCGGCGCGGCUGCGGGCGCUGGAGGCCAUCCGGGCCCAGGUGCAGGAGCGGCCGCUCUCGGCCGCCGUGGUGCAGGAGGUUUUCGGGGCGCAGCUGCUGCGGCCGCUGGCGCGCUGCCUGGCGGGGGACGCGGCGGAGCGCUGCCGGGAGCUCGCUCUCCAGCUCCUCUGCCACGGGCUCAGCCACGGCGACCGGCCCGGCGAGGCGCUGCCCGUCCUCCUGCCGGCCCUGGCGCAGCGCCUGUGCCCGCCGCAGGGCACUGAGCCCAGCGAGGAGCUGCGCCUUGGCCUGGUCCAGCUCCUGGGCCUGCUGCUGCAGCGCUGCGGGGCCUCCAUGGUCCCCUACCUCAGCGAGGUGAUCCGCAUGCUCCAGGCCACCCUCCUCGACAGCUAUGCCGAGGUCAGGCGCGAAAGUUGCAGGUGUGCCACAGCCUGCGCCCAGGCCAUGCCAGAGCACUUCCAUCUGCAGUCAGAAUCCCUGAUAAAACCCUUAAUGCAGACCAUUUCACACCAGCACUACAGAGUUCGUGUUGAUGUAAUUCAGGCUACUGGAACAGUGAUACAGUAUGGAAAUGGAAAGUCUGUGGAUGACGUUCUGUCUCAUCUGGCACAGAGAUUAUUUGAUGAGAUUCCCAAGGUUCGGCAUGCCGUGACAACGGUCAUUGGAGAAUGGUUGUUGCACCUACGAGAUAGAUACUCGUAUUUUCACAAGUUGAUCCCUUUGCUGCUUGGCAGCUUUACUGAUGAAAUUCCUGAAAAUAUGAAACUGGCUUGCACUUACUGGGAGAAGAUAGGCUUGCAGUGGGAGAAAGAGAAUGAAGAAGAUCUGAAAGAUAAGAUGGAUUUCAGUGUCCCACCCUCUCAUUAUCCCAAAGGCGUGGCUCGGCCAGGACUGGGCUGCCGGGAGCUCGUGUCAAGAAACCUUUCCAAAAUCCUGCCAGGUCUGUGUCACGAUAUAACAGACUGGGUUGAAAGCACAAGAAUAAAAGCGUCCCAGCUUCUGUACACGUUACUGCUGCAUGUGGAGGAUCACAUAACCCAACACAUGGAGCUGCUGCUUAGAACUUUGUACCAAGCGUGCUUGGAUGAAGAAAGCAAUGUGGUUAAAAAUUGUGUGAAAGCAGCAGAAUUGAUUGGAACGUUUGUCAGCCCCAAGGUGUGGAUGACAUUAAUCACGUCAGCCUUCAGGAAGACACCGAAACCAUCUUGUCUGAUGGUUCUAAGCGCAGUGAUUCGGGGUAGCCCAAAGGAAAUCAUACAGCCUCACUUGACCGAUCUUGGCAACACGCUGUCACAAGCUGCAGUUUGUCAGCAAUCUGAAGAGGUCCUUUAUAUGGAGCAGUUGCUUUGCUGUGUACAAGCACUGAUUGAAGUCUGCCAGGAGGACUGCAAAGAAAUCAGCUUGCAGCUAAUGAAAGUGUUGGUGACAGUAAUGGCAACACCGUGUUCUCAGCACCUUAAAGAAAAGGUAGAGGAAACAAUGUCUUCAUUAGCCGAAGUGCAGCGGUUGGAUAGUUUUCUUGAUCUCUACAAACAGCACAUAAUUCAGCUUAUGGAAUGGCUCUCGGUGUCCUGUGACUGUUGGACAUGCUAUUCUCCAGAAGUACUACAGUUAGAUGUCAUCGCAACCCACUCAGGUCCCGUCAUAGGUGAAGCUCUAAAUAACUUCAUUCUCAUUCUUAAGACGUGUCUUCAGCCAAGCAAAGAUCCCCAGAUGCGGUUAAAGCUUUUCACUGUUUUAUUGGAGCUGCUCCAGCAACCAAGUGAAACCAUCAAUUCCCAGGGGCUGUUCCCCAGCCACCUCGAGACGCUGGUAGAACACGUCCUGGCUCCCAAUCUGCAGUGGCACGCGGGAAGAACAGCGGCCGCCAUCCGCACCACGGCUGUGUCCUGCCUGGGGGCCCUCGUUUGCUCACACAUGCUUUCACCACAAGAGAUCUUAAAAGUCAAGGAUGAGCUAAUGCCCCAAAUUAUUGCCGCCAUGGACGAAGACUCUAAAAUUGCUCGACUGAUGGCUUGUCGUAUUGUUGGUGUUCUUAUAAAAGCCUGUGGGAGGCAUUUUGAUGAAGAUCAAUUUACCAAAACAUACACAGAGGUUUUAAAGCGUCUGGAUGACGCUUCCUGUGACGUUCGACUGGCAGCCGCUCACGCCUUAACCAGUUGGUUUCAGUGCUUUAAGGACAGCGAUGUGAGAUCCUCAAUGGAAAAUCACAUUGAGUUCCUGUACCAAGAACUGUUGGUACAUCUUGAUGACCCAGAUGAAAACACCCAAAAUGCAAUCCUAGAAGUUCUAAAGGAAGGAAGCGUCCUACAUCCAGAACUGCUCGUGAGAGAGAUCGGAGCGGUUGUGCACAAGCAUCGAACGCCGGCCUAUUGCAACCAGCUGCUGCGCCACAUUCAGUCCGCCCAAGAACCAGGUUCAUGAAUCGAUGCUGAAAUUCCUUGUCGUGAACUGAAGGUGAAAUCUGUCUGAUCUGGAUUACUUUCCUAUUUUCAUUUGCUUAAGAGAGGCUGAGCAAUAAAUAGAUUGGUUUUUCUGUGUAAGUUCACUAUUAGCUUAUUGAAAAGUCACAUUGGCACAGUCCUUUGUGUUUGAACAGUUAUUUGUGUUUCUUAGCAAUAAAACAGUGUUUCAAUUCGCUUUGCUUUGAAAGUUUUUCAGAUACAAGGUUGAAAGGAGGAGUGGUUUUUGACACUAUUUAUUGAUUGAGAAAGUAAUUGAUUGAGAAAGUAACAAAGUAAUAGUCUCAUGUCAAAGCUAUUAAUGCAAUUCAGUGAGGACUCGGUCUGUCAAGGAGCAUUUUGGACUCUGAAUACUGUUCAGGCUUCGCAGUGUCGGGUCAGUGAGGGUCAGUGUUACCAGGAAAACAAAACCAAACUUCUCUUGCAUAACGCGGCAGAAUUGUUAUAAUGUUCUGAGUCCUCACCACGCUGGUGCAGCAGGGACAUGUUCCGAGGGGGUGUCACUAAGGGAAUAGCUUCUGUUGUCAUUGUGUUACAUCUCAUGACUGAGAACAAAGCUAACUUUUUUAAACUAAGGUUUAUACAUGGGAGGAGAUGUGCUGGUUUGUCAUUUGUAUUAACAGGAUUUAUAUUUUUGUAUUAAAUAUACUGCAGCUGCAGUUUUUGUGUUUACACUGUUGUGCCUUGGAAAACAAGCAGCAUUUGUUUGCAUAUUGCUUAGAAAUUAAACUCUCCAACGUUAGGUUAAAGCUUGAUUUAUUUGUUUGAAA
This is a messenger RNA of Columba livia (rock pigeon), 3343 nucleotides long. It is a transcript of the gene DNAAF5, whose product is annotated as dynein axonemal assembly factor 5. Gene Ontology annotation, molecular function: dynein intermediate chain binding. Lineage: Eukaryota; Metazoa; Chordata; Aves; Columbiformes; Columbidae. The record is from RefSeq and is a predicted model, not a curated record. The transcript is spliced from 13 exons. The coding region runs from base 40 to 2535 and encodes 831 amino acids. Gene Ontology annotation, biological process: inner dynein arm assembly; cilium movement; outer dynein arm assembly. Gene Ontology annotation, cellular component: cytoplasm.